Messenger RNA from Beauveria bassiana ARSEF 2860, 720 nucleotides. RefSeq names its product RING-6 protein. Lineage: Eukaryota; Fungi; Ascomycota; Sordariomycetes; Hypocreales; Cordycipitaceae. Gene Ontology annotation, molecular function: DNA binding. The transcript is spliced from 4 exons. Gene Ontology annotation, cellular component: nucleus. The coding region runs from base 1 to 720 and encodes 239 amino acids. The record is from RefSeq and is a predicted model, not a curated record.
AUGGGCAAAAGGAGACGCGGCCACACCGAUGUCGAGGAGCUGCUGGCUCGGCCAUGGUGCUACUACUGCGAACGCGACUUUGAAGACUUGAAGCUCCUCAUCUCCCACCAAAAAGCGAAACAUUUCAAGUGCGAGCGAUGCGGUCGCCGAUUAAAUACAGCCGGAGGUCUCUCCGUCCACAUGAACCAAGUGCACAAGGAAACCGUCAGCCAGGUCGAGAACGCGCUGCCGAAUCGACAAGGCCUCGACGUUGAAAUUUUCGGCAUGGAGGGCGUCCCGCAGGACAUUCUUGAACAGCACCGCACGCGCAUCAUACAAAACUUUUACCAGGCCCAGGAGAGCCGCCGCCUCGCGACCGGCAACCCGCUGCCGGGCCAGUCCCUCCACGGCGCGCGCAAAAAGAUUCGCUAUGAGACGGCCGAGGAGCUUCUCCGGCGCCUCGCCGAGUGGCGCGCACAUAAGAAGGCCGGCACGCUGCCGCCCACUGUCGUCGACAAUGCCGUCGCGAACCAACAGGCAUACGCUGAAGGACUGCCGCAGCGACACGCUGUUGGUGAUGACAUUGAUCAGCUGAUUCGGUCGGCCGCCGAGCCGGAGAAGAGUAAAAAGGAAAAGGACGGCAAAAAGUCGCGGCUGGUGUACGACGACGCAGAGGUCAGCCCGGAAGAGAGAAUGUCGCAGCUGUCACGGUACGCGUACCAGCCUGCCGUUGCGGCGUGA